This is a messenger RNA of Syngnathoides biaculeatus (alligator pipefish), 1467 nucleotides long. RefSeq names its product POU class 4 homeobox 4 (gene pou4f4). Gene Ontology annotation, biological process: regulation of transcription by RNA polymerase II. Bases 334 to 1434 code for a protein of 366 amino acids. Gene Ontology annotation, molecular function: RNA polymerase II cis-regulatory region sequence-specific DNA binding; DNA-binding transcription factor activity, RNA polymerase II-specific. Lineage: Eukaryota; Metazoa; Chordata; Actinopteri; Syngnathiformes; Syngnathidae. The transcript has 2 exons. The record is from RefSeq and is a predicted model, not a curated record.
GCGAAUGGGCGUGGCUCCACUCCGAGGAGUUUUUUCUGAUUGGCUGAGACGUUUUCGAGGGGCGCGGUCCCCCCCCCCCUGCCUGCCCCCCUCUCCCGGCUGUCCUUAUAAAAACCGUCUAGAGGGGGGGCCGGUUUCGUCUUCAUCGUUCAAGUGUGCGCCGCACGCGAGGAUUGGAGGACUUCUUACCCCAUUUCCCCCUCCCCCUCCGUCUUGUAAUGUUUUUGAUAACUUUUGGAAGGUUUUUCUAACGCCGCAUUUGCUACAAAAAAAAGCAACAUAAAAAAAAGAGGACGACGGACAGCUGCCUGUCUCCCCAGCACCUCCGCCAUCAUGAUGUCGAUGAACAGCAAGCAGCCGUUCAGCAUGCACCCCAUCCUGCACGAGCCCAAGUACACGCCGCUGCACUCCAGCUCGGAGGCCAUCCGCCGGGCCUGCCUCCCCACGCCGUCGCUCCAGGGCAACAUCUUCGCCGGCUUCGACGAGACCCUCCUGCAGCGGGCCGAGGCGCUGGCGGCGGUGGACAUCGUGACCCAGAAGAGCCACCCGUUCAAGCCGGACGCCACGUACCACACCAUGACCACCAUGACCAGCAUGACGUGCACGCCCACGUCGUCGUCGGCGCACCUGCACCACCCGUCCGUGCUGACUUCGCACCACCACCCGGCGCACCACCACCAGCCGGCGCAGGGCCUGGAGGGCGACCUGCUGGAGCACCUGACGCCCGGCAUCUCGCUGGGCGGCAUGGCGGGUUCGGACGUGUGCUCCACGGCGUCGCACAUGAGCGCCAUCAACCACAUGCAGCACCACCACCACCACCAUCACCACCACGCGCAGUCGGUCAACAUGCACGCGCACGGCCUGGGCUCGCACGGCUCCCUCGGGGGCGGCGCGUCGGGGGUGGUGGUCGGCGGCGGCGGCGGCGGAGGAGGCGGGGGCCCGGCGGGCGGCGACGCCGAGCCCGACCCCCGGGAGCUGGAGUCGUUCGCGGAGCGCUUCAAGCAGCGGCGCAUCAAGCUCGGCGUGACGCAGGCGGACGUGGGCGCGGCGUUGGCCAACCUCAAGAUCCCCGGCGUGGGCUGCCUGAGCCAGAGCACCAUCUGCAGGUUCGAGUCCCUGACGCUGUCGCACAACAACAUGGUGGCGCUCAAGCCCAUCCUGGAGGCCUGGCUGGAGGAGGCGGAGCGGGCGCAGCGGGAGAAGAUGGCUAAGCCGGAGAUCUUCAACGGCGGCGACAAGAAGCGCAAGCGCACGUCCAUCGCGGCUCCGGAGAAGCGCUCGCUGGAGGCCUACUUCGCCGUGCAGCCGCGGCCUUCGUCCGAGAAGAUCGCGGCCAUCGCCGAGAAGCUGGACCUCAAAAAGAACGUGGUGCGGGUGUGGUUCUGCAACCAGAGGCAGAAACAGAAGCGCAUGAAGUUCUCGGCCACGCACUAAUAAUACCUACUUGUACAGUACAGUAUAUAUUUA